Pyricularia pennisetigena is the source of this 906-nucleotide messenger RNA. RefSeq lists its product as uncharacterized. The transcript has a single exon. The coding region runs from base 1 to 906 and encodes 301 amino acids. The record is from RefSeq and is a predicted model, not a curated record. NCBI's taxonomy places the organism in Eukaryota, Fungi, Ascomycota, Sordariomycetes, Magnaporthales, Pyriculariaceae. Gene Ontology annotation, biological process: methylation. Gene Ontology annotation, molecular function: methyltransferase activity.
AUGUCUUCGACCGCCGGCACAACCACCCCGGCGUCGCCGUCCGGAGAGAAUAAAAAGACAAAAGUCGCCCUGACAGGCACGCAAGAGACCCUGCUCGGCACACUCUCGGCCAAGGCCACCGACGCCGUCAGCCCGUCUUCGAUCCUCAAGGACAAGUGGGCCGCGGAGCUGCUGACAAAGGUCGACUACGACUUCAGCCGGCUCGGGGUCAACAACUGGCUGCAGGCCUGGUGCGUCAUCCGCAGCAGGAACCUCGACCGGUGGGCGAGCGAGUUCUUCGACCUGCACGCCCACAGCCCCGAGGGCGCGACGGUCCUCCACCUCGGGUGCGGGCUGGACUCGCGCGCCCUCCGGCUGCAGAGGUACUUUGGCCGCAUGAAGCUGCGGUGGGUCGACGUCGACCUGCCCGACGUCAUAUCGCUGCGUGGGCAGCUGGCGGCGGCCCCCGACGUCGACAGCCACGGCCAGAGCAGCUACGAGCUCCUGGCCGCGUCCGUGACCGAGCCGGAUUGGUUUCGGCACAUACCGGCGAACCGGCCCACCUUGAUCUUGUUCGAGGGGCUGAGCAUGUACCUGGCCGAGGAGGACGCGCGGGACAUGAUACGACGGCUGGUUGGCCACUUCGCCCAGGGACAGCUGAUAUUCGACGCCGUGAACUCCUUCUUCGUGGCCUCUCAGCGCUGGGUCGCCCCGAUCGCCAAGUCGGGGAGUACCCUGAAGUGGUACGUCGAUCGGCCCCUCGCGAUCGAGUCCUGGGCCGACGGGCUGUCGCUGAGGGACGAGGUGUUCUUGACCAGCCGGCCGGAGAUUAAAGAGUGUUCAUGGAAGAUUCGGUUACAGUUUGGGCUGGCUGCCAGCUUGCCCGUAAUCCAUCAGUACUCUAGAGAAUUGAGGUAUAGCUUCUAA